Messenger RNA from Alternaria alternata, 867 nucleotides. Its product is annotated as cytochrome oxidase biogenesis protein, Cox20 subunit. Bases 218 to 760 code for a protein of 180 amino acids. The transcript is spliced from 2 exons. Gene Ontology annotation, biological process: mitochondrial respiratory chain complex IV assembly. Gene Ontology annotation, cellular component: mitochondrion; mitochondrial inner membrane. Lineage: Eukaryota; Fungi; Ascomycota; Dothideomycetes; Pleosporales; Pleosporaceae. The record is from RefSeq and is a predicted model, not a curated record.
CUCAGCCACACUUUGAUCGAUCUCGUCGGAUCAUACAUGCUGGAUAUUUUCGGGCCUAUUCCGCAUCGACAGAAAGUCCACGAGCCGCGACUCACGAUACAGCACUCGCAACGACGACAACCACCAGCGUCCAACUAUCUCUUGACAGCCUCGUAGAGAUUUAUCGCUCACAUAUCUCUGCCUCCCCACCUCCUAGUAAUCCACCCAUCACACCACAAUGGCCGACGACACGCGGAAUACCGUCGAUGUGAAUGCGCUUCCACCAAAGCCCCGCGCGCCCGCCAACACCAUGCCCGGUGGCACAGCACAUACAGCAGGAGGCGAAAAGACUUCAGACGGUGGUCCCACAUACAUCGACGCAGUACGGAGUCUCGGACCAGAAUACUACUUAAACUUCCACAAGCGACCAUGUGUAAGAGACAGUCAAUUGCAAGGACUCGCAGCAGGGUUUGCAGGAGGAAGCUUAGCUGCUAUAAUAGGCAAGCCGGUCAUCACAGCCUCCAACUGGGCCGUAGCAACCUGGUGCGGUGUGUCCGUCGUCUCCUACCAAGUAUGCCAGUACUACCGAUCGAAAGAAAAGGCCGGCAUAAAACAAGCACAAGAGCUCAUGGAGAAGAAGCGCGCAACUAUCGAGGCGAAGAAAGAGGCACGACGGAGAGCGAGGGAGGAACAGGAUCGACUAGAGGCAGAACGAAGGGCAGAAGAGGAGAGGAGAAAGAGCUGGAGCUAUUGGUACCAGAAGAACGUCAAGUUUUGGUAGAGUGUAGUAAGCAUGAGGGCUUGAGAGAUAUGAUGCCAUGUACAGUUGUGUAUAAGAAUAUGUACUAUAUGCGCCUUGACGCGACAUGAAUUACGUGGUAUGGGUCA